Messenger RNA from Chrysoperla carnea, 709 nucleotides. RefSeq names its product chymotrypsin-2-like. Gene Ontology annotation, molecular function: serine-type endopeptidase activity. The transcript is spliced from 2 exons. The coding region runs from base 44 to 709 and encodes 221 amino acids. Gene Ontology annotation, biological process: proteolysis. The record is from RefSeq and is a predicted model, not a curated record. Lineage: Eukaryota; Metazoa; Arthropoda; Insecta; Neuroptera; Chrysopidae.
UGGCACUGAAGCAGUUGAAGAUUAUCCUUGGAUAGCCAGAAUAAUGAUUGAUACUAAAGACACACCUAAAGGACAAGCUAUAUCUACAAAUUGUGGUGGCAGUUUAAUUGGAUCGCAAUGGGUUUUAACAGCAAAACAUUGUUUACUGUACCCAAAUCUUACAGCAAUUGGUAAUCCUGAGAAAUAUCAAGUGAUCAUCGGUGACAAUUAUUGGCCAAGUGGCGAAUUUAUACCAGUAACAGACCACUAUUUUUAUCAAAAUCGAACUUCCAUAGAUGAUGACAUUGCUUUGUUGAAAUUAGAACAUGCUCCUACGAAGGAUAUUGAUCCAAUACCAAUACAAUUCGAGCAACUUGAACCAUCAACAUAUGAUGGAGAAUUAGCGCAUAUUUUGGGAUGGGGUUUAGAGGACCCAACUAGUAACUAUCAGCCCCCACAAUUGCGAGAAACUAAUGUUAAACUUUACACUGAAAAUUGUGACGACACUACGUUAUGCUUCAACCCAGAAGAUACCCAAUCGAACGCUUGUGAAGGAGAUAGUGGUGGACCAAUGACAUUUAUGGUCAAUGAAGUUGAAACAUUGGUUGGAGUAACUCAUGUUUCAAAAAUUGAAAACGGAAUACAUUGUUCUGGUGACUUUAGCUCUUACACAAAAACUUUCUAUCCACCCUAUGCUGAAUGGAUACAAAAAACCAUGAAUUCAAACUAA